This is a messenger RNA of Haliotis rubra (blacklip abalone), 2182 nucleotides long. RefSeq lists its product as uncharacterized. Lineage: Eukaryota; Metazoa; Mollusca; Gastropoda; Lepetellida; Haliotidae. The record is from RefSeq and is a predicted model, not a curated record. The transcript is spliced from 2 exons. Bases 77 to 2182 code for a protein of 701 amino acids.
UUUUCUUCAAAAAGUAGACCAUAGUGUUUCAGAGUUGAACCGCAGGAAUGUUGAACAUGGCUAUGUGUCUGAACUUAUGGCCAAAGACUAUAAGAAUCUUACUGAUUUCAAAUGGCAAACUGUUGUGGAAGAAAUUGCUGUCAAAGUUCCUGAAUUGCUGAAUAUGAUGAUUACAGUCUGUGUUGGACAUGGUGGUGUAACCCCGGAGAAGUUGGAAACAAUGUUGCCAAGAAUAGGAAUGGCUUACAGUAUCCUAGUACAGGCUUGGCAUCAUGAACUGAGCAGGGUGCAGAGGAUCAUGACAAUGUGCCUUCAUGACAGUACCUGCGAACAAAAGGUCUUUGACCGGCUACAGCAAAUUGGCGUGUCUCUCAGUUAUGGCAGGAGCCUUUUUCUGUUGAAUGAAGUUGGAGGACAUUUUAAUGACCGGGUCAUACAGGCUGUCAGUGAGGGACGCAGGUUUCGCAUCAUUGGCGACAAUUUAAAUUUUCAUGUUGAUGUUCAGGACAUGAGAAAAGACAGGCAGAGCAGUAAUCAUCACAUGUUUGCCUCGGCUAUCAUUUUACAGACACAGGUUGACACUUCCAUGCUGCAAAAUGUCCCGCAGAAGAGCAUUGACAAUCUUCUAGUGAAUGAUGUCCUUAUCUCAAACACAGAGCUUGAUGUUGUGAAAGAUGAAUACAUUAAAUUAGUGUGUGACAUUGCCAGUGAGCACAUACCUUCUCUAGCAUUCAUGGGGAAGUGUGUUCCAUCGUUCUUACUUGACCCUCACAGUGAGCAGUUAAAAAGAAAGAAUGAAGUCAUUGCCUGGCCAGUUUUGCCUUAUAAUGAGCAGUCCUAUGCUGAUGAUGUCAAGAUUCUUGCUUACUAUGAAGACACCAUUCAAGAAAUUUACACUUCUGCUGGGCUUCCAGUAGAUAGUAGUGUGAACGUUCAUAUUGGUGGGGAUCAACUGACAAGAGAACGCUUCAGUCAUGCAAAACGUUUCAGGAUUGGCAAUUUACUUGCACAUGAACGAUUUGACCAUCUUGGUCCUACCUCAUUCGAGCUAUUUCAUCUGGACAUGAACUUCCUUGAAAAGAUUGCUUUCAGGUAUCUAUACAAUGAAGGCUCCUCAAAUGAAUUGGGAACAAUGAAGUCUGAGCAGCAGCGUAUUUUACGCAAAAAUGUUGAUCCAGAUGUUCGCAAGGCAUAUGAUGCUGAUCAAGCCUACUUCAUCUCCUUUGUCAAGAGCUACAUUGUAGCCCUCUUGCUCAGUUUCUUUGGCAUGGACACUUCAGAUGGAACACCAACAAAAAAUGUACCACCGCCAUUUGCAAAUGAAAGUGAGAGGAAGGCCUGGGUUAGGAAUACAGUGGGUGACCUCGUAGAGGAACAUGUACUAGCUACAUGGCGUGGCAAAUUAUGUAAACAACAGGUUAAUGUGGGAAGGAGAGACAUCAUCCAACUUGUGCCAGUAACCUUGAAAAAUGGCACUCAAAAGAAUCUCCCAGUGUAUAGUCCAGAGGUAACAUUUAUGCCACCACAAGAAGAUUAUGUUAUGAAUUACAGUAGUCUUGUCAUUGAUCUGGGACUCCUGUAUCUGAAUUUUCGUGAUGCGUGUCAUCUUCCAAAUCGUGACCGCAUGAUGAGAAUAUUUAAAAUGUUCUUACCAAUCUUCAAAGGGACCAACAAUCAAUCAAAAUAUGCUCUGGAACUGCUCCGAUUCUUGAUUCAGCAUACUUCCAUACUGAGCGAAUGUGAAUCACACAGAGUUUUCUAUGGCCUGUUUGUGAACAACCAAGGACACAUUAACACUCAUAUCAGAGCAGACCAGCAAAUGGAGUACAUAGUGAAGAAGCAGAAAAAGCUAAUCAAACACUGUUACUCCAACAAGACUAAUAAAAAUAUCGUGCGACACACUGCUGCUGUCCAUGGUGUGUCCACAAUUGGAGAAAGCUUUGAUGCCGCCACCAAAGUUAUCAGGCGUGCCAAAGCUCAUCCCGAACUUUCAGCAUUGAUGGAUGAAAUAUCCAUGGUAUCUGACAUUAUAAGCAUUAAACCAUGGAGUCAUUCUGCAAACAGGAAAUUUGAACAUUUUCCCAGAAUUCAGAGAACACUUGUUGACAAAAUAGAUCCUGCUGCCUUCCGGAAAUGGUUUUCCGAAAAGAAAAUGUAUUUCUUCCAUGAGGUUGGGAAGUAA